AAAGAUCGCACAACACAAUAAACAGAGCUUUCAUUCUCUUUCUCUCUGUUUGCUGCAAUAACUUUCAUGUGAUUAGAACAAGGAGAAGAAGCAGCAAACGAGCUUUCUUUUCUAUUUUUUUCCCCACCUUCUUCUUCGAAUUCCUUUGUCCGCUCCAAAAGUGCAUUCUUUUCUCUAGGGUUAACAAUCUUCCAAAACCGCUGAACAAACACCCGGAAAAAAAAAAGAAAAACAGAACCCCAAUUAUUAAAAAAGAAAAAACCAAAAUCAAAACCCCAACACAGAAAAGUUUCAAACUUUAACCACCAUGAAUAGGGGGAAGCUACUGGACCCACUGCCACCGCUCCUUCUUCCCAACAGGCUCACCUUGCUCCAAGUUUUCAUGGCGGUGAUGCUCAUCUACCUCCUCUUCAUGACCUUCGAAAUCCCACUCGCAUUCAGAGCCGCCACCGUCUCCUCCACCGAAAGAGCCACGACCUUCGUCUUCCUCAGCGACGCAUUCCCAGUCCCACUCGCAGAACCCGAAUACCAGCCGACUCGACCCGAAUUCCAGCCCAAAAACAGAACUUUCUUCCCUUCCCCCAAAGUCUCCACAUUGAGCUUCAAUGACAGCUUCAACGGCGAGUUCUCUGAGCUUCACAAGGUCGCAAAGCAAGCCUGGGUCGCCGGCAGGAGGUUGUGGGAGGAUCUCGAAUCGGGGAAAGUGGAAUCCGCUGCUCGUAGGUUCCGGGUCGAAAACGGGUCGGACAAGUGCCCGAAUUCGGUUUCGGUUUCUGGGCCGGAAUUCAAGAAGGGUGUGAUGGUGUUGCCGUGCGGGAUGACGCUUUGGUCGCACGUGACGGUGGUAGGGACGCCGAGGUGGGCACAUGCGGAGAGGGACCCGAAGAUAGCGGUGGUGAAGGAAGGGGAUGAAGCGGUUAUGGUUUCGCAGUUCAUGAUGGAGCUUCAGGGUUUGAAGGCCGUUGAGAACGAGGAACCGCCGAGGAUCUUGCAUUUCAAUCCGAGGGUCAAGGGGGACUGGAGCGGCAAGCCUGUGAUCGAGAUGAACACGUGCUAUAGAAUGCAAUGGGGGAAUGCUCAGAGGUGCGAGGGAUGGAAGUCACGUGCCGAUGAGGAAACUGUUGAUGGACAGGUGAAGUGUGAAAAGUGGAUUCGGGAUGAUGACAGCCACUCGGAAGAGUGGAAGGCAACAUGGUGGUUGAACAGACUCAUAGGGCGAAAGAAGGAGGUGACUGUAGACUGGCCAUAUCCUUUUGCAGAGGGGAAACUGUUUGUUCUUACCGUAAGUGCCGGCUUGGAAGGUUAUCAUAUUAGUGUCGAUGGGAGGCAUGUGACGUCCUUUCCCUAUCGCACAGGCUUUGCUCUAGAGGAUGCUACUGGACUAUCCAUAAAUGGGGACAUUGAUGUGCACUCCAUAUUUGCCGCUUCUUUGCCUACGUCGCAUCCUAGCUUUGCUCCACAGAUGCAUCUUGAAGUUAUUCCUCAGUGGAAAGCUCCUCCUCUUCUCAAUACAAAUGUGGAGCUCUUCAUUGGCAUCCUUUCUGCCGGCAACCAUUUUGCCGAACGAAUGGCCGUGAGGAAGUCCUGGAUGCAACAUAAACUAAUCAAAUCUUCGCAUGUUGUGGCUCGGUUUUUUGUCGCAUUGCACGGAAGGAAGGAUACAAAUCUGGAUAUAAAGAAAGAAGCAGAGUAUUUUGGCGAUAUUAUUAUAGUUCCCUACAUGGAUCAUUAUGACCUUGUUGUGUUGAAGACUAUAGCUAUCUGUGAAUAUGGGAUACGUACAGUGGCUGCUAAGUAUAUCAUGAAGUGUGAUGAUGACACAUUUGUUAGAGUAGAUUCUGUUAUAAGCGAAGCAAGAAAAGUUCAAAGUGAUAGAAGUCUCUACAUGGGAAAUAUGAAUUACCACCACAGGCCUCUUCGCCAUGGCAAAUGGGCUGUAACGUAUGAGGAAUGGCUAGAGGAAGAGUAUCCUACGUAUGCUAAUGGACCCGGUUACAUAGUCUCAUCUGACAUUGCCCACUUCAUUGUUUCCGACUUCGAGAAGCGUAGGCUAAAAUUAUUUAAAAUGGAGGACGUGAGCAUGGGAACGUGGGUAGAGCAAUUCAACAGCACAAGGCCGGUAGAGUACAUACACAGCUUGAAGUUCUGCCAGUUCGGCUGCAUCGACGACUACUACACGGCACACUACCAAUCGCCGCGGCAAAUGACUUGUAUGUGGGAUAAGUUGCAACAGCAAGGAAAACCACUCUGCUGCAACAUGAGAUGACAAAGGUAAUGGAGAAGAAAAUACAAAGGGAGGCAAGUACCUGUGAUGUAAAUAUGCACUUUUUGGGGAUUCUUUGAUGUUAUUAUCCCCUUUUUGAUGCACCCUCCAAAACCUAAAAAGAAUAGAUGAGUUACGUACAUAAUACUAUAAAGUUGGAUCUCACAAUAGUAGUUGGCUUGUAAAUUUGGGAUGUAGAGAAAAAAAAGGUACGGAAGAAAAAUAAAAUUAAUUUUCUAUUACUAAA
This is a messenger RNA of Arachis duranensis, 2510 nucleotides long. Its product is annotated as hydroxyproline O-galactosyltransferase GALT6. Gene Ontology annotation, molecular function: carbohydrate binding; galactosyltransferase activity. The record is from RefSeq and is a predicted model, not a curated record. The coding region runs from base 308 to 2266 and encodes 652 amino acids. Gene Ontology annotation, cellular component: Golgi membrane. The transcript is spliced from 7 exons. NCBI's taxonomy places the organism in Eukaryota, Viridiplantae, Streptophyta, Magnoliopsida, Fabales, Fabaceae.